Pelobates cultripes (western spadefoot toad) is the source of this 378-nucleotide messenger RNA. The record is from the annotation of a GenBank genome assembly. Lineage: Eukaryota; Metazoa; Chordata; Amphibia; Anura; Pelobatidae.
AUGGCCACCUCACCGCCAAUGUCCCCAGUAGGAUCUGAACGCGCCACUCUGGAUGGUAUAUGCACAGAGCUGCAUUCCCUGGCAGCAUCAAUGGCCACCAGACAGGACCUCCAGACACUUACAUGCACCCGGACUGAGACUCUCAGGCCCGAAAUGUCCCUCGUCCGCACAGAAGUCUCCACGCAGAGGACCCGGCUACAGACCCUGGAGACCGCAACUCAGAGUAUUACAGAAAGGGCCAUGGCCAAUGAUCAUGCAGUAAUCAGGCAAGGCACCAUGUUGCUUGAUAUGCGACAACAGAUGGAAGACCUGGACAAUCGCAGCCGCAGGUGUAAUAUGUACACAGCAUCCCAGAGCCCGAGGGGGAAGAAGACAUAG